UUAUCGGAUCGUAUCAGCACCCUACUUAACACUAUAUUCUCUUCACCCAACAAAGCCGUCAGGCUGCCCCAAAUCGGUAUAAUCGGCUAUGUCGAGACGGCUUUGGCAGUCGCACGUCUUCAGGAUUUAUGUCAGGCGUACACGUUCGCUUCUAGUGAACUAGCCAUCCCCUUGGUCUGUCUUGUCUUCGGUUCAGAUGACUUUUGCGUCAGUAUGGGUGUCCAACGCAGUUCCACUAAUGUUGAAGUACUUUAUUCUCGACAGCAAGUCGCUUUGAUAGCCAAGGCCUACGGCAUCGCUUCAAUCGACAUGGUUGAUAUCAAUUUAUCAGGUUGGUUGUGCAAUUUUUCCUUCUGA
Molecule: messenger RNA, 357 nt
Organism: Protopolystoma xenopodis
Lineage: Eukaryota; Metazoa; Platyhelminthes; Monogenea; Polystomatidea; Polystomatidae
Source: the annotation of a GenBank genome assembly